Messenger RNA from Ananas comosus (pineapple), 1996 nucleotides. RefSeq names its product endoglucanase 7-like. The record is from RefSeq and is a predicted model, not a curated record. The transcript has 5 exons. Gene Ontology annotation, biological process: carbohydrate metabolic process. NCBI's taxonomy places the organism in Eukaryota, Viridiplantae, Streptophyta, Magnoliopsida, Poales, Bromeliaceae. Gene Ontology annotation, molecular function: hydrolase activity, hydrolyzing O-glycosyl compounds. The coding region runs from base 103 to 1788 and encodes 561 amino acids.
CUCUGUUCNCCAGGUGAAACACCCACAUGCAUUUGAGCUUCGACGGAUUCGUGAAAGCGCUUCUUUCGGCAAUCGCCGCGGCCUCUGCUGCGGGGUCGUGAAAUGAGAGAAGAGCAGGGGAGAGGAAGUUGGAAUUGUAGGAACUCUUUGUUAUCGAGGGCAGUUUUAGUCUUCGCGAUACUCUCAUCAGUUGUGUCAAGUACCAGUGCCGCGGUAUUCGAUUACAAGGAUGCGCUUUCGAAGAGUCUUCUCUACUUCGAGGCGCAGCGCUCCGGCCGCCUCCCGCAUAACCAGCGCAUAGCAUGGCGCGACCAUUCCGGCCUCACCGACGGCCUCCAACAAGGAGUGGAUUUGGUCGGAGGGUACUACGACGCGGGCGACCACGUGAAGUUCGGCCUGCCGAUGGCCUUCACCGUGACGAUGCUGUCGUGGAGCGCAAUCGAGUACGGCGACGAGAUCGCAGCCGCGGGCGAGUACCAGCACGUGUCGGAGGCCAUCAAGUGGGGCACGGAUUACUUCAUCAAAGCUCACACCCAUCCUUACGUCCUCUGGGCCGAGGUGGGAGACGGGGAUACGGAUCACUAUUGUUGGCAGAGGCCGGAGGACAUGACGACGUCGCGGCAAGCGUUCAAGAUCGACGAGGAAAACCCAGGUUCGGACCUCGCUGGUGAGACCGCGGCGGCGAUGGCGGCCGCGUCUAUCGUGUUCAAGAAAUCAAACCCGCAUUACUCGCACCUCCUCCUGCACCAUGCCCUGCAGUUGUUCCAGUUCGGGGACAAGUACAGGGGAAAAUACGACCGGAGCGUGGAGGCGGCGCGGAGCUACUACGCGUCGGUGAGCGGGUACAUGGACGAGCUGCUGUGGGCGGCGCUGUGGCUGCACCGGGCGACGGGGCGGGAGGAGUACUUGGCGUAUGCGAUGGACAACGCCGACGACUUCGGCGGAAUCGGCUGGGCCAUCACUGAGUUCAGCUGGGACGUCAAAUACGCAGGCCUCCAGGUUUUAGCUGCAAAGCUCUUACUGAAAGGAGAACACUCAGAGAAGCAUAAGUCCACCUUGGAGCAAUACAAAGAAAAGGCUGACUAUUACAUCUGCGCGUGCCUCGGCAAGAACAACGGUCGCAACGUCGACCGCAGCCCUGGCGGCAUGCUCUUCAUCCGUCAGUGGAACAACCUGCAGUACGUGUCGGGCGCCUCUUUCCUCCUCUCGGUCUACUCCGACUACCUAGCCAAUGCCCGGCAGGAGCUGCAAUGCCCCGACGGACCCGUCACGCCCACAGAGCUUCUAGCCCUAGCCAAAUCGCAAGCCGACUACAUCUUGGGCUCCAACCCAAUGGCCCUCAGCUACUUGGUGGGCUAUGGACCAAAGUAUCCAAUAAAUGUACACCACCGAGGGGCCUCGAUUGUGUCCUACAAGGAGAACAAAGGGUUCAUUGGGUGCACCCAAGGGUACGAUGAUUGGUUCGGCCAGCAGGGACCGAACCCGAAUGUGCUAGUUGGCGCAAUCGUCGGUGGGCCAAAUCGACGAGAUCGGUUUAGAGACGAACGCGGCAAUUACAUGCAGACCGAGGCCUGCACGUACAACACCGCGCCCAUGGUCGGAGUGUUUGCAAAGUUGCAUCGGUUGGCGAGUGGAGAGAUUCAGCAAGUGUCGUCUCGAACUUCUUCAGCUUCGUUGGCGAGUCAAAAGAUUCGGCAAAUGUCUUCUCGGACUCCUUUAACUUUGUUGACGAGUCAAGAGAUUCAGCAAGUGUCUUCUCGGACUUCUUCGGCUUCACGGAAAUUGUAAAUAGAAAAGCUUUUGAAGAAGGAACAAAGACGAGUUUUGUUUUUACAAUUUUACAUUGAUUACCAAAAUUUUAUUGUACAACCUACAAAUUGAGGCAUUUAGCAUUCAAUUGUACCUUUUAUAGUUUUCACUACUACAUUAUACACAAGGAGGGAAGAGGGAUAAGUUAAUUACUCUUUUGCUAAAAUGUUUCAGCUUAUGUUUGUCA